Molecule: messenger RNA, 1238 nt
Organism: Dermacentor silvarum
Lineage: Eukaryota; Metazoa; Arthropoda; Arachnida; Ixodida; Ixodidae
Exons: 3
Coding region: 379-1002 (207 amino acids)
Biological process (GO): heme transport
Cellular component (GO): lysosomal membrane; plasma membrane
Molecular function (GO): heme transmembrane transporter activity; heme binding
Source: RefSeq, a predicted model, not a curated record
UAAUUCGGGCUUUUGUUUUUGAGGCCAUGACACGAGGCACGCGCGUGACUUUAAAAAACAAAACAACACUACUAACAGGUUGAAGCUCAGCGAAAUACUAAUCGGUCACAUUUUCAAUUCAACAAUUUUAAUUUGUCCGACGAACUGCCUUUUGUUUUGUACUUCAAUUUCCAUACCAAGGCUAGCACAGCUCAGGGCAGAGCGUAGUACUUUUUGGAGGCGUGUAGCUGUCGAGAUAGCGCAGGCGAUAACUUGAUCGGCGUGCGUCGCCUGUCUCAGCGAGUUUGAUUCUUUUCCUUUACAUUACGAUAAGCAGUCCGGUUACAUCAUGAAUGGUUCAUUACGGUGUCUACCGCGUCUUCGACGCAUUACGGCAAAAUGUACCCGUCGGAGGAAGCGGUUCCCGCGGCACCUGUGAUUCAAGCGGGUGACUUCAUUCCCCUGCAGCCCCUUUCGGAGAAAGGGACAACUACUGGCCUGUCGAUAAGCUCAGCGUUUGAAGGGAAUGUCACCGUAAACAUGCCUCCGCCCAAGCCAGGUGUUUUCUUCUUUGCCUUGCUGAUUUUGGCCGCUGCGUGGACCCUUGCUGGUGUCGCGAUUUUUGGCGUGUGUUUCUUUUUUUACAAGCACUACCACGCGGCGAUAUGGGCCUUGGCAUCGGCAAUCUUUGCAGGAGGUGUCCUUCACCUUCAGAUUCUGCACCUCGCAAAAAGGCUUGACAUGUGGCACGAUGUGCACACGCUGGGAGGACUGAAGGUUCUUGGUGUCAUUGUGUCUGCUGGCAGCCUUGUUUCAUCCACAGCAUACUGGGCCUUCGUCAUCACUAGGCAUGAAGUGUUUUCCAUGGCCAGUGGCGCAUUGUACCCUCCAGCUAUUCUGAGCACCAUCACUCUACUCUGGGGCCUUCUCCUCUACGGCAGUGCCAGGCAUUGCCAGAAGCGCGUUGCCGAUGCUCACCCAAGUCUUCUUGCCUACGGUGGUUAUGGCGCCCCUGACGCAUAAGUGUUGCUUGGACUAAGAACUCUGUUUUAGUUUAACUUUUUGUACUUUUGUACAAAUAUACAUGCAAUUGCUGGUGCUGUGCGCUGCGCUCUAUGCAUUGGACAGGCCUCGAAAAGUAUUUCCCCCUUGUAAAUAGCAAACUUUUUGAUCUUUUAAUACUUUUGUAGUUGUUUUCCCGUUGCUGUAUAGUAUUGAUUCCAUAAAUUAAAGGCUUUUUGUCAUUUUUCUUAUCAGUA